AUGGAGCAGUUUACCCCGAAGGAAGUACGCAUUCUGGAGAGUGCCGAAGACAUCCAGGAACGACGUGAUCAGGUGUUGAAUCGGUACAGCGAGUUUAAGCUCGAGACACGCCAGAAGCGCGAAAAGUUGGAAGAUUCGCGUCGCUUCCAAUACUUCAAGCGCGAUUCCGAUGAAUUGGAAAGUUGGAUUAACGAGAAGCUGCAGGCGGCUAGUGAGGAGAGCUACCGCGACCCUACUAACCUGCAGGCGAAAAUCCAAAAGCAUCAGGCGUUCGAGGCAGAAGUGUCGGCGCAUAGCAAUGCGAUCGUUGUGUUGGACAACACGGGCCAGGAGAUGAUCAACCAGGGCCAUUUCGCGUCGGAAACCAUUCAGCGCCGGCUGGAAGAGCUGCAGCGCUUGUGGGAGCUGUUGCUGUCACGCCUGGCCGAAAAGGGUAUGAAGCUACAGCAGGCACUAGUGCUGGUGCAGUUCCUUCGCCAUUGCGAGGAGGUCAUGUUUUGGAUCAAGGAUAAGGAAGCGUUCGUGACGGCGGAUGAGUUUGGGCAGGAUCUGGAGCAUGUCGAAGUGCUGCAGCGCAAGUUUGACGAGUUCCAGAAAGACAUGGCCUCGCAGGAAUAUCGUGUCACGGAGGUUAACGAGCUGGCCGACAAGCUGCUGUUCGGUGGUCAUCCGGAACGGGAAACGAUCACGCGCAAGAAGGAGGAACUGAACGAGGCCUGGCAGCGCUUGAAGCAGCUGGCCAUAUUGCGCCAGGAGAAGCUGUUCGGGGCACACGAAAUCCAGCGUUUCAACCGCGAUGCGGAUGAGACGGUUGCGUGGAUCGCUGAAAAGGAUGUCGUGCUGUCGUCCGACGAUUACGGGCGCGAUCUGGCCAGCGUACAAGCGCUGCAGCGCAAACACGAAGGUGUGGAGCGUGAUCUGGCGGCGCUCGAAGACAAGGUGGCCGCUCUCGGUACCGAAGCUGGGCGCCUGUGCAGCAUUCAUGCCGAUCACAGCGAACAGAUUCGUGAGAAGCAGGCAGAGAUCGCUGCGUACUGGCAGUCGCUGACAGCGAAGGCCAAGGAGCGCAAGCAGAAACUCGACGAGUCCUACUUCUUGCACCGUUUCCUGGCCGAUUUCCGCGAUCUGGUAUCGUGGAUCAAUGGCAUGAAGGCGAUCAUCUCCGCGGACGAACUGGCAAAGGAUGUUGCCGGUGCGGAGGCGCUUCUGGAACGCCACCAAGAACAUAAGGGCGAGAUCGAUGCACGCGUGGACAGCUUUAAGCUGACCACGGAAGCUGGCCGGCAGCUGCUCGAGCGCGAGCAUUAUGCCGCGGCCGAGGUGCAGGAGAAGCUAGCUGCUCUCGAGAACGAUAAGAGCUCGCUUUUGGUUUUGUGGGAGGACCGCCGCAUCCUGUAUGAGCAGUGCAUGGAUCUGCAGCUGUUCUACCGCGACACCGAGCAGGCUGACACGUGGAUGGCGAAGCAGGAAGCUUUCCUUGCUAACGAGGAUCUGGGCGAUACACUCGAUUCCGUCGAGGCGCUGAUCAAGAAGCAUGAAGACUUCGAGAAGAGUUUGGCAGCCCAGGAGGAAAAGAUUAAGGCGCUGGACGUGUUCGCAACGAAGCUGAUCGACGGUCAGCAUUAUGCUGCGGAUGAUGUUGCCCAGCGUCGUGCAAUGUUGCUGGCUCGCCGUUCCGCUCUACAAGAGAAAUCUUCAGUACGCCAACACCUUCUGGAGGAUUCGAACGCUCUGCAACAGUUUGAGCGCGACUGUGACGAAACCAAGGGUUGGAUUAGCGAGAAGCUAAAGUUCGCUACUGAUGACAGUUACCUCGAUCCAACCAAUCUGAAUGGCAAGGUACAAAAGCACACGAACUUCGAGCACGAGCUGACGGUGAACAAGAGCCGCAUUGAGGACAUCACGGCAACGGGUACGAAGUUGGCCGAGAACGAACAUUAUGCGGCGGACAAGGUGAAUGCUCGCAUGCAAGAAAUCGUAACGUUGUGGGAAUCGCUUGUGCGGGCUUCGGACAAGAAGGGCUGCAAACUGCAGGAAGCUUCUCAACAGCAGCAGUUUAACCGCACUGUCGAGGACAUUGAGCUGUGGCUGAGCGAAGUGGAGGGUCAGCUGCUGUCGGAGGACUACGGCAAGGAUUUAACUAGCGUGCAAAACUUGCAGAAGAAGCAGGCUCUCCUGGAAGCUGAUGUAAUGGCACACCAGGAUCGUAUUGAGGGCAUUAAGGUGGCUGCUAACAAGUUCGUCGAGAGUGGUCACUUCGAUGCGGAUAAUAUUCGCGCUAAAGAAGCGGCACUAUCGAAGCGUUACGCUGCCUUGGCUGAGCCAAUGGCGAUCCGUAAGCAACGUUUGCUCGACUCACUGCAGGUCCAGCAGUUGUUCCGCGAUUUGGAAGACGAGGCGGCGUGGAUUCGCGAAAAGGAACCGGUAGCCGCAUCAACAAAUCGAGGCCGCGAUCUGAUUGGUGUGCAGAAUUUGAUCAAAAAGCAUCAAGCCGUUCUUGCGGAAAUUAACAAUCACGAGAGCCGAUGCGCUGGUGUUAUUUCCAAUGGGGAGCAGAUGCUUACUGAGCAACCGACAGCGAGCGAAGAAAUCAAAUUGCGCCUGGAUGCCCUCAAGGACCAGUGGAAUUCGUUGAAGGAGAAAUCCAACCAGCGUAAGCAAGAUUUGGAGGAUUCGUUACAGGCACAUCAAUAUUUUGCCGACGCGAACGAAGCAGAAUCGUGGAUGCGCGAGAAGGAACCGAUUGUUUCGAACCAAGACUACGGAAAGGAUGAAGACUCUUCAGAGGCACUGCUAAAGAAGCAUGAAGCUCUGGUGUCGGAUCUCGAAGCAUUCGGUAACACAAUUCAAGCACUGCAGGAGCAAGCGAAGAACUGUCGCCAGCAGGAGACACCGGUCGUGGACAUCACCGGUAAGGAGUGCGUGAUGGCCCUUUACGACUACACGGAAAAGUCGCCGCGCGAAGUGUCGAUGAAGAAGAAUGAUGUGCUAACGCUGCUCAACUCCAACAACAAGGACUGGUGGAAGGUUGAAGUGAACGAUCGUCAGGGUUUCGUGCCAGCGGCGUACAUCAAGAAGAUUGAUCCUGGGCUAAGUGCCAGCCAGCAGAAUCUGAUUGAUGGUCACUCGAUCGCGAAGCGCCAGAUGCAGAUCAACAGUCAGUACGAUAAUUUGCUUGCAUUGGCUCGUGAACGUCAAAACAAGCUGAACGAGACGGUAAAGGCGUACGUGCUUGUUCGUGAAGCAGCCGAUCUGGCGACAUGGAUCAAGGACAAGGAGAGCCAUGCCCAGAUCAAGGAUGUCGGCGAAGAUUUGGAAGAGGUAGAGGUACUGCAGAAGAAGUUUGACGAUUUCAACGACGAUUUGAAGGCAAACGAGGUACGACUGGCGAAGUUGAACGAAAUCGCCAUCCAGCUGACAUCGCUGGGACAGACCGAGGCCGCACUGAAGAUCAAGACUCAAAUCCAGACGCUUAACGAGGAGUGGGCUACGUUGCAAACAAUCACGCAGGAACGUGCGAGCCAGCUCGGAUCAGCCCACGAGGUGCAGCGUUUCCAUCGCGAUGUCGACGAAACUAAGGAUUGGAUUGCAGAGAAAGAGAACGCCCUGAACAACGAUGAGCUGGGCAAGGAUCUGCGCGGUGUACAAACGCUGCAGCGCAAACACGAAGGUUUGGAACGCGAUUUGGCUGCACUGCAGGACAAGAUCCGCCAACUGGACGAGACGGCGAAUCGAUUGAUGCAAUCGCAUCCGGACACGGCCGAGCAGACGUAUGCCAAGCAGAAGGAGAUCAACGAGGAAUGGCAGCAAGUCGUGACGAAGGCACAGCAGCGCAAGGAGAAGCUGCUCGAUUCGUACGAUCUGCAGCGGUUCUUGAGCGACUACCGUGACCUAUCCGCUUGGAUAAGCUCGAUGAUGGGAUUGGUGACGUCGGAAGAACUGGCUAACGAUGUUACCGGAGCGGAAGCGUUGAUCGAGCGUCAUCAGAACCAUCGUGCCGAAAUUGAUUUUCGUUGCGGUCUCCCGCAGGAACACCGCACGGAAGUCGAUGCACGCGCCGGUACUUUCUCGGCUUUCGAACAGUUCGGCAACGAACUGCUGCAAGCGAACCAUUAUGCGGCUCCCGAAAUUCAGGAAAAGAUUGAGAAUCUAGCCAAGGCCCGGGAAGAGUUGGAGCGUGCCUGGACUGCACGUCGUCUGCAGCUUGACCAGAACCUGGACCUACAGCUGUAUCUGCGCGAUUGCGAGCAGGCUGAAAACUGGAUGAGCGCUCGUGAGGCGUUCCUGAAUGCAGAAGAGGUGGACUCAAAGGGAGACAAUGUUGAGGCGUUGAUCAAAAAGCACGAAGAUUUCGAUAAGGCGAUCAACGGUCAUGAGGAGAAGAUUGGUGCGCUGCAGGUGCUGGCCGAUCAGCUGAUCGCGCAGGAGCAUUAUGCGGGAAGGUUGAUCGAUGCCAAGCGGCAGGAGGUGCUGGAUCGCUGGCGUCACCUGAAGGAGGACCUGAUCGAGAAGCGUUCGCGUUUGGGCGAUGAGCAAACGCUGCAGCAGUUCUCGCGUGAUGCAGAUGAGAUCGAAAACUGGAUCGCAGAGAAGCUUCAACUGGCUACGGAGGAGAGCUAUAAGGAUCCGGCCAACAUUCAAUCGAAGCACCAGAAGCAUCAGGCAUUCGAAGCGGAGUUGGCAGCAAACGCCGAUCGUAUUUCGAGCGUGCUGGCGAUGGGUAGUAACUUGAUCGAUCGUAAUCAGUGCAGCGGAUCGGAAGAGGCCGUGCAGAAGCGUCUGACGCAGAUCGCUGAUCAGUGGGAGUACCUCACGCAGAAAACCACCGAGAAGUCUCUUAAGUUGAAGGAAGCAAACAAGCAGCGUACGUAUAUCGCUGCGGUGAAAGAUUUGGACUUCUGGUUGGGUGAGGUGGAAAGCCUGUUGACUUCAGAAGACGCAGGUAAGGAUCUGGCUUCGGUGCAGAACCUGAUGAAAAAGCAUCAGCUGGUGGAGGCGGACAUUCACGCGCAUGAGGAUCGCAUUAAGGAUAUGAACAGCCAAGCGGACUCGUUGGUGGAGAGCGGACAGUUUGAUAGCGCUGGCAUUCAGGAGAAACGUCAAUCGAUUAACGAACGUUACGAGCGCAUCCGCAAUCUUGCUGCCCAUCGACAGGCUCGUUUGAACGAGGCGAAUACUCUGCAUCAAUUCUUCCGUGAUAUCGCGGACGAGGAGAGUUGGAUCAAGGAGAAGAAGCUGCUGGUCGGAUCGGAUGAUUACGGACGCGAUUUGACCGGAGUUCAAAAUCUGAAGAAGAAGCACAAGCGCCUUGAAGCUGAGCUUGCAUCACAUGAGCCUGCCAUCCAGGCGGUUCAAGAGGCGGGUGAAAAGUUGAUGGACGUGUCGAAUUUGGGAGUACCGGAGAUCGAACAGCGCUUGAAGGCUCUGAACCAAGCGUGGACCGAGCUGAAGGGAUUGGCGGCUACUCGCGGCCAGAAGCUGGACGAAUCGCUCAUCUAUCAGCAGUUCCUGGCGAAGGUCGAGGAAGAGGAGGCUUGGAUUACGGAGAAGCAGCAGUUGCUGUCGGUCGAAGACUAUGGUGACUCAAUGGCGGCCGUACAGGGUCUAAUGAAGAAGCACGAUGCAUUUGAGACCGACUUUGCGGCACAUCGUGACCGUUGCUCGGACAUCCGCGACCAUGGUCAGACUUUGGUAACGAACAAUAAUCAUCAUGGUGACAGCAUUUCGCAGCGCUGCGUACAACUUGACAAGAAGCUGGAGAAUCUGCAGGCAUUGGCCACUCGCCGUAAGACGGCUCUGAUGGAUAACUUUGCCUAUCUGCAGUUCAUGUGGAAGGCGGACGUGGUUGAAAGUUGGAUCGCUGAUAAGGAGAAUCACGUCAAGUCGGAAGAAUUUGGACGCGAUUUGUCUACUGUUCAAACGUUGCUUACUAAGCAAGAGACAUUCGAUGCAGGUCUCUCGGCGUUUGAACAUGAGGGCAUUCAUAACAUCACUGCUCUCAAGGAUCAGCUUAUCAACGCAAACCAUGCCCAGUCGGCUGCAAUUCUUAAGCGCCACGAGGACGUGCUAACGCGCUGGCAGAAGCUGCGUGCCGAUUCGGAAGCUCGCAAGCACCGUCUGCUGAACAUGCAGGAUCAGUUCCGGCAGAUCGAAGAUCUGUACCUCACGUUCGCCAAAAAGGCUUCCGCUUUCAACUCGUGGUUCGAGAACGCUGAAGAGGACCUCACGGAUCCGGUGCGUUGUAACUCGAUUGAGGAGAUAAAGGCGCUGCGCGAGGCUCACGCCGCUUUCCAAGCUUCGCUGUCAUCAGCACAGGUAGACUUCCAAGCUUUGGCCGCGCUGGACCAAAAGAUCAAGAGUUUCAACGUCGGCCCCAACCCGUACACCUGGUUUACGAUGGAAGCUCUGGAGGAUACAUGGCGCAAUCUGCAGAAGAUCAUCGAGGAGCGUGACGCAGAGUUGGCUAAGGAAGUGCAUCGUCAGGAGGAGAACGACAAGCUGCGUAAGGAGUUUGCCAAGCACGCGAAUCUGUUCCACCAGUGGCUGACGGAAACAAGAUACAACAUUCUUGGAUGGGAUAAAAAUGGAACGUCACUUAUGGAUGGAUCGGGAUCGCUGGAAGAACAAUUCGAAGCGCUCUGCCACAAGGCAAAUGAAAUUCGUGCUCGUCGUGGGGACCUGAAGAAGAUCGAGGAGCUAGGUGCCACGCUGGAAGAACAUUUGAUCCUGGACAAUCGCUACACGGAACAUUCAACGGUCGGGUUAGCACAGCAGUGGGAUCAACUCGAUCAACUCGCCAUGCGAAUGCAGCACAACCUGAAACAACAGAUUCAAGCCCGCAACCAGUCCGGCGUGUCGGAAGACUCGCUCAAGGAAUUCUCAAUGAUGUUCAAGCAUUUCGACAAGGACAAGAGCGGCAAGCUGAACCACCAGGAAUUCAAAUCAUGUCUGCGUGCCCUCGGUUACGAUCUGCCGAUGGUGGAAGAAGGUCAACCGGAUCCGGAGUUCGAGGAAAUUUUGAACGUGGUAGACCCGAACCGAGAUGGUCAAGUUUCCCUGCAGGAAUACAUCGCCUUCAUGAUCUCAAAGGAAACAGAGAACGUUCAAAGUUUCGAAGAGAUCGAGAAUGCUUUCCGCGCAAUUACUGCCUCCGAUCCGCGACCUCGCCCAUACGUCACAAAGGAGGAGCUCUAUUCCAACCUCACCAAAGACAUGGCGGACUACUGCGUGCAGCGUAUGAAACCGUACAAUGACCCGAAGACCGGCCACCCAAUUACGGGUGCCUUGGAUUACGUGGAGUUCACCAGAACGUUAUUCCAAAACUAA
Molecule: messenger RNA, 7326 nt
Organism: Anopheles marshallii
Lineage: Eukaryota; Metazoa; Arthropoda; Insecta; Diptera; Culicidae
Gene: alpha-Spec
Product: spectrin alpha chain
Exons: 7
Coding region: 1-7326 (2441 amino acids)
Biological process (GO): actin cytoskeleton organization
Cellular component (GO): cell projection; cortical actin cytoskeleton; plasma membrane
Molecular function (GO): actin filament binding; calcium ion binding
Source: RefSeq, a predicted model, not a curated record